UUGCUUUUUAACGCUGCGCUCGAAGAUGAGGAGUGGGAAGGCCUCUUGUGCGCUGGAGACCGUCUGGGAGGACAAGCACAAGUAUGAGGAUGCAGAACGGCGCUUCCAUGAGCAUGAGGCCACGCGAGCCGCCGCCUCCGUCCAGCAGCUCCUGGCCAAGGUGCCAGCUGUGAACGGGCCCAGCCAGGAGGACACAGAGGACCCCGACGAGGCAGAGGCCCCCCACACCGACAGCAGGAGUGAUCCUAGGAAGAGCCACGAGUGCAAGAAGCCCCUACAGAAAAAGAGGAAGCGCUCCCCCAAGAGUUGGCUUGGCCAGUCAGACCUGGCCCUCGUGGGCCUCUCAGCUGACCACGUAUGGCUGGACAAGCCCCUCUUCGACCAGGCAGAAAGCUCCUACCGCCAGAGGCUGGCAGAUGUGGCCGCUCAGGCAGCCCAGCCGCCUGCUCUGGCCCCUAGAGCCCCCUGUACGCAUGGAAGCCAUGUGGCCUGCCACCACGUGACCUGGGGGAUCUGGGUCAACAAGUCUUGCUUUGAUCAGGCUGAGCGGGCUUUUGUGGAGUGGUCUCAGGCCUUGCUGCUGGCGGUGGAGGGGAGCCGCAGGCAGGGGACUCCUGACACAGGCCAGCAGGCUGCCUCUCCUGACCUGGCCUUGGCCUGCCAGCCUUGCCCACCAGCUAAUGGCCAGCCUCCUCUGGGCAGCCUGCAAGCACUGGUGCGGGAGGUGUGGCUGGAGAAGCCCCGGUAUGAUGCAGCUGAAAGGGGCUUCUAUGAGGCUCUAUUUGAUGGCCACCCCCCAGGGAAAGUACGUCUGCAAGAGCGAGCCAGUCAGGCAGAGGGUGCCCGGAGGGGCCGCAGAGACCGUCGGAGUCGCAAUGCAGUAGGAAACAAGCGAGCUGGGUCAAAACGGGCUGAUGGGGAGGCCCCCUCUUCUCUGCCCUACUGGUACUUCCUACACAAGGACGCAGAGGCUCCCUGGCUCAGCAAGCCUACUUACGACAGUGCUGAGUGCCGCCACCAUGCUGCUGAGGCCUUGCGCAUAGCCUGGCGCCUAGAAGCUGCCUCCCUGGCUCACCGACCCACGCCCCGUUCUGGCCCAUCCAUGUCCAGCCUGAGACCCAAAAAAAUGGCUACAAACUUUCUAGUGCACGAGAAGAUCUGGUUUGACAAGUUCAAAUAUGACGAUGCGGAGAGGAAAUUCUAUGAGCAGAUGAAUGGGCCUGUGGCUGCUGGCUCCCGCCAGGAGAAUGGUGCCAGCGUGAUCCUCCGUGACAUUGCAAGAGCCAGAGAGAACAUCCAGAAAUCCCUGGCCGGAAGUUCAGGCCCUGGGGCCUCCAGUGGACCUGCUGGAGAUCAUAGUGAGCUCAUUGUACGGAUUGCCAGUCUGGAAAUGGAGAACCAGAACCUUCGAGGCGUGGUACAAGAUCUGCAGCAAGCCAUUUCCAAGUUGGAGGCCCGGUUGAGCACUCUGGAGAAGAGUUCACCUACUCACCGAGCCACAGCCCCCCAGACCCAGCAUGUGUCUCCUAUGCGUCAAGUGGAGCCCCCGACCAAGAAGGCCGCCACACCAGCAGAGGACGAUGAGGACAAUGACAUUGACCUGUUCGGCAGUGAUGAGGAGGAAGAAGACAAGGAGGCAGCCCGACUACGGGAGGAGAGGCUUCGGCAGUACGCAGAGAAGAAAGCCAAGAAGCCCUCACUGGUGGCCAAAUCCUCCAUCCUCUUGGAUGUCAAACCUUGGGAUGAUGAGACAGACAUGGCCCAGCUGGAGGCUUGUGUGCGUUCCGUCCAGUUGGACGGGUUGGUCUGGGGGGGCUCCAAGCUCGUGCCCGUUGGCUAUGGAAUCCGGAAGUUGCAGAUCCAGUGUGUGGUGGAAGAUGACAAAGUGGGCACCGACUUGCUAGAAGAGGAGAUCACCAAGUUUGAGGAGCAUGUGCAGAGUGUCGACAUCGCAGCUUUCAACAAGAUCUGAAGAUCGGAGCGUGUGGUUCGCGUGUGUGAGGACCUAAGAUUAAAGACUGAGACCC
Arvicola amphibius (Eurasian water vole) is the source of this 2027-nucleotide messenger RNA. RefSeq names its product eukaryotic translation elongation factor 1 delta (gene Eef1d). The transcript is spliced from 8 exons. The record is from RefSeq and is a predicted model, not a curated record. Gene Ontology annotation, molecular function: translation elongation factor activity; guanyl-nucleotide exchange factor activity. NCBI's taxonomy places the organism in Eukaryota, Metazoa, Chordata, Mammalia, Rodentia, Cricetidae. Gene Ontology annotation, cellular component: cytosol; eukaryotic translation elongation factor 1 complex. The coding region runs from base 26 to 1972 and encodes 648 amino acids. Gene Ontology annotation, biological process: translational elongation.